AUGGCAACUACAAUGUCAAACCAUCAACAACAAGACCAACAACUUCCUCCUCCUCCUUACUCAAAAAGAGAUGGUAAUCCUAUAAAACCAACAGACGUCUCACAUCUCAUUCAUCCUGAUCUGCCUCCUCCUCCUCCUCUUAAUCAAGCAUCACAACAAAAUGAACAGGAUUUGGUUACUGCAGCUCAAGCCUUAACCCUGUUGACAAAGAACGCGACCCCUCCUUCUGACACUGAUACAAUAGUAACAGACCCACAAUCCCCACUUUCUAUUCAUUCACAUUCUAUUCCACAGUCUCCCAAUGGAAUCACAGCAACAACAACAACAACGGUAACAAAUCAAAUGGGGGCUGUUCAGCAACUAGAUCACAUUCCUGGUGCCCAACAAAGACAUCCAUUUGUUUCUACUGUUUCAAUGGUUGCUAAACAUCCAAUUGUUUUAAAUGCUGUCAAAUAUUAUGAAAACUCAAAGAGAAACUAUCCAUCAUUUAACUAUGCUGCUGGUAUAGUUGAAUCGGCUGCUAUUCCUGUUGUCAAUAAUAUAGAAGCUAAAUUAAACACCAGAUAUCAAACAAGACAAGCUUCUGUUGUUUCAUCUUCAAAUGAUAUCACCCCAACCAAUUCAUUAGCUGGAGAUUAUAAAAUUCAAUCAAAUCUGCAGAAAAAGAGACGAUUCAGUAAUUCUAGUCAGUCAACAACUUAUUCAUCUAUCGAUACCAAAAAAAGAUUACAGUUUUGUAUAAAUAUCCUUAAACUAGCUAAUGCUAAUAUUAGCUCAAAAGUGGAUUUCUUGCGUCAAAAAAUUAAUGAAACAGAAAUUGCCGUUAAAGAAGAAAGAGAAAAAUUGAAUGCUCAAAAAUCAAAUGAAGUUGAUACUACUCAAAAGGCCAAAACUGAAAUUGUUGGUACUGUUAAAAAAAUCAUUCAUUUAAUUUCAAAUUUCCGUCCGUCUUCAUUAGGUGAUACUAGUAAUAAUUCAUUAACUCCAGUCUCUUCAAAUAAUAGUUCACAAACAACACACAGUGCCACAGCAAAUGCUAAUAAUCAAGAUUUGGAAUUGAAGAACGCUAUUCGUGAUAUAAUCUUACAUUUGCCUCAAUCUUUACAACAACAGAAUCAACAAUCUGCAGCAGGAACUGCAAGUUCACAAGAUGAUGUUAUUUUCAAAUUUGCUAAAGAAUCCUUGGUUAUGAUUAGUAGGUUAACACAAAUUUUCACAGAAAAAUUAGAUCAAGUAGAAACUUGGGUAAAUGGAGAAGAAGGUGAACGGCCGAAGGAACAAGAGCAAACAAAAUUGGAACAAAAACUAAAAGAUGAUGAAGAAGAAGAACAUUUGGCUGCUGAAACUAAACGUAUGAAGAUUGAUGAAAGUAGAUGA
Molecule: messenger RNA, 1377 nt
Organism: Candida tropicalis MYA-3404
Lineage: Eukaryota; Fungi; Ascomycota; Pichiomycetes; Serinales; Debaryomycetaceae
Gene: OPI1
Product: transcriptional regulator
Exons: 1
Coding region: 1-1377 (458 amino acids)
Biological process (GO): regulation of transcription by RNA polymerase II; endoplasmic reticulum unfolded protein response; phospholipid biosynthetic process
Cellular component (GO): endoplasmic reticulum; nucleus
Molecular function (GO): transcription corepressor activity
Source: RefSeq, a predicted model, not a curated record